Messenger RNA from Fonsecaea nubica, 663 nucleotides. RefSeq lists its product as hypothetical. Bases 1 to 663 code for a protein of 220 amino acids. Lineage: Eukaryota; Fungi; Ascomycota; Eurotiomycetes; Chaetothyriales; Herpotrichiellaceae. The record is from RefSeq and is a predicted model, not a curated record. The transcript has 2 exons.
AUGGCUCCCGUGACGGAGGUGGCUUUCCUCCCCCUUCGGCCAGGCGUCGACAUCAACGACACCUCCACGUCUGAAGGUAAAGUCAUGGCAAACAUGGUCGAGGUCGGCAAGCACGCGCCCGGUGUCCAGAAGAACUAUUGGGGCAUAGAGGAGGAGAAUUCCGCGCACGUUCACUUAAUGCUAGAUUGGGACUCUCUCGAAGCCCACAAAGCCUACCAAGCGCGCCCAGAGUACCCUGAGUUCCUGGCGGCCGCGCGGUCGAUGGUGAACCCUGAGUCCACGUCGGAGGCGUUCCACGUAUCGUUUACUCCCCAUCCACCGACCCCGGCUCUGCAGGCACCCGUCACAGAGAUCCUGCGCGCCUAUUACCCCGUCGACCAGGUGAGCACGGAGGGCGUGGCAUUCGAGGCCGACCUACUCAGAUUAUUGGACGCCCUACGCGCACACGGCGUGCCCGGCUUCUCGGGCGAAAUCUCCUCGGGCUGGUCGCUCGAAGAGGUCGAUUACGAGAGUACCCCGAGUAAGGUCUUUGUGGCGUAUAUUGGCUGGGAUAGUGUGCAAGCGCACGUCGAUGCGACCAAGUCGGAGAUCUACCAGGCAAACCGGUUGAAUCGCUUGCCCAAGGCUAUCAAGGUCGCGCACGUCAAGGUCAAGUCGCCAUAG